GUAAAGAUAGAUCAGGGAGUAGCAUCAAUUUCCCUCUAUUCCACUCAGACCAGGGAGUAGCAUCAAUUUCCCUUUAUUCCACUCAUAUGCUUACAUCAUUCUUUCAUUUCAACUUGCUCUAUAAAAAUCUAAAACCAAUUCUUCUAUUCACAAAUAUAUCCUUCUUUUAGAAAACCAAUCUUAACAUUUUGGUGAGCCAUGGGUCAGCCAUCUCAAGGUAAGGGGCCAAAUGAACCUUUGCUAGAAUCGGAAGCACCAAUAAUAUUGUUGGCGGCGGAGCAAAUUAGCUCUGAGCUUGAAGAAGUCCUAUCGGACACAAGCUUGUCACGUAUUCAGCGGUUUAGAAAAGCCUCCGUAAUAGAAUUGAGAAAUCUAUUCCGUCUAGCAGCUCCAGCCAUCAUUGUUUACUUGCUUAACAAUGUUACAUCCAUGUCCACACAAAUUUUCUGUGGCCAUCUUGGAAAUCUUGAACUUGCUGCUGCUUCCCUUGGUAACAGUGGCAUUCAACUUUUGGCCUAUGGUGUCAUGCUAGGCAUGGGAAGUGCAGUGGAGACUUUAUGUGGGCAAGCAUAUGGAGGUCACAAGUAUGAAAUGCUAGGAAUAUAUCUCCAAAGAUCAACCAUCCUUCUUAUGUUGACAGGAAUACCACUAAUGGUGGCUUACUUAUUUUCUGAGCCAAUCUUGAUUUUACUAGGACAAUCCAAGAAAGUUGCAUCUGCAGCAGCACUAUUUGUCUAUGGUUUAAUUCCACAAAUAUUUGCUUAUGCUGCUAACUUCCCUAUCCAAAAAUUCUUGCAGGCUCAAAGUAUUGUUAAUCCUAGUGCAUAUAUAGCUGCCGUGACAUUAAUUUUUCACCUUUUUUUAACAUGGCUUGUGCUUUACGUAUUUAAUUGGGGAUUGUUUGGAGGAGCAUUGGUUUUGAGUAUUUCAUGGUGGAUAGUUGUGAUUGCACAAUUUGUAUAUAUUUUGUGGACGGAUCGAUGUAAGAAAACAUGGACAGGAUUUAGCAUGCAAGCAUUUUUUGGAUUGUGGGAUUUCUUCAAGUUGUCAAUUGCUUCAGCCGUCAUGUUAUGUUUAGAGACUUGGUACUUUCAGAUUUUAAUUUUAAUUGCCGGUUUGCUUCCAAAUCCUGAAGUAGCAUUGGACUCCCUUGCUGUUUGUACGACAAUUCUAGGGUGGGUGUUCAUGAUAUCCGUUGGUUUCAAUGCAGCAGCAAGUGUGAGAGUGAGCAACGAGCUAGGAGGUGGACAUCCAAAAUCAGCAGGAUUUUCUGUUGUUGUGGUGACAGUGAGUUCAUUUGUCAUUUCUGUAGUGUUUGCCAUUUUGGUUUUAUUACUCCGCCAUGUGAUGAGCUAUGCCUUCACUGGUGGACAAGUCAUUGCUGAAGCAGCCUCAGAUCUUGCCCCACUCUUGGCUCUAUCUCUAAUACUCAAUGGUAUUCAACCUGUUUUAUCUGGGGUUGCUGUUGGGUGCGGAUGGCAAGCGUUUGUGGCUUACGUUAACGUUGGAUGUUACUACGUUGUUGGCAUUCCAUUGGGUGUUAUUCUCGGUUUUUAUUUCAAGCUCGAAGCCAAGGGGAUAUGGUUGGGGAUGUUAGGAGGAACAGCUAUGCAGACUAUCAUCUUAUUGUGGGUCACCUUUCGAACGGAUUGGGAGAAAGAGGUGGAGAAAGCAAAGAGUCGGUUAAAUAUGUGGCAAAACAGUAGUAAAAAACCAUUGUUAAGUGAUUGAGAAGGAGCCCAACAUUUACCAAUAUGUUGAAGUUGUUUUGGAUUAUCGAUUUAAAAGUUAAAGGUGAAAAGGAAGGUACCCCAACAACUAUUAAUAACGUUUUAUUUAAAAAAUAAUAAUGAUGACACUACAACAGUUUUAUUAUAUUUCAUUAGCGAGCACGAGACUUGUAACCUGUACCAAAGCACUACCUAUGGCUAAAAGUAAUCUCUUUUAUCCUCUUUCUAAAA
Solanum dulcamara is the source of this 1961-nucleotide messenger RNA. RefSeq names its product protein DETOXIFICATION 40-like. Bases 199 to 1731 code for a protein of 510 amino acids. The record is from RefSeq and is a predicted model, not a curated record. The transcript is spliced from 7 exons. Gene Ontology annotation, biological process: xenobiotic detoxification by transmembrane export across the plasma membrane. NCBI's taxonomy places the organism in Eukaryota, Viridiplantae, Streptophyta, Magnoliopsida, Solanales, Solanaceae. Gene Ontology annotation, molecular function: xenobiotic transmembrane transporter activity; antiporter activity. Gene Ontology annotation, cellular component: membrane.